AUCACCGUCGGCGUGCGCAGCGUGAAGGAGGUGACCAUCUCGACGCCGAUGGCCCCGCAGGAGCUGUUCACGCUCUUGUUUUCGUGCUGCCCCAAGGAGGAGCCGCAGAUGGCGUGCAUCCAACAGGAACUGAUCAUUGCCUGCGCCGAUUUGAUCGGCCACAGCCCCGAGUCCUUCUCCGGGGUGCUGACCGUCCGGAUGUCGUGGCUGGCGGACGCGAUUCAGAUGCUUCUCUCCUAUGUGAACGCCUCGGAAGCCGUGUCGGACUCGUCGCCCCGCACCGGCUCGCUUCACUUCACCCCGCCGACUCCGGGGACAACGGGGAUUCCACACGAAGUCCGUCGGAAGAGCAUCUACGACCUGUCGCCGACGAUCAUCAAGGACGUGCUGGGGUCGCUGAUGGCUCGAAAAGUGUGGCAUUUACUGACCCCACUGCAAACUCGUCGACUAAAUGGUGCGCUGAACCGGAUGCCGGAAGGUUUCUACGAUCGAGUUUGGGGGAUUUUGGAGCGAGCCGAUCAUGGGAUUUCCAUCGCACAUCAAUUAUUGCCCCAGCAACCUACCCUGCUCGACAUGACCAAAUUCGAGCUGAACUUUGCCUACCGUAUCGAGCAGAUGAUGAGCCAGAUCGCCCAUCCGGAGUAUCGACAGAUUUUGGUGGAGCUCCUCUGCAUCAUCGCCACGAUGCUCGAGCGGAACCCGGAGAUCCACUUUGGCGAGCUGCUCGACUGCGACGAGAUGAUCAAGCAGGCGUUCAUCAUCUACGCGAAUUCGGCUGGAAUUAAGGAUACGCGUGACCUGACGCCGUUCUACCAGCUCGACAACAUUGCUAUGAACACGAGCACCGCCACUUUUAUUACGAAGGCAGUGGUCGAGCACGUACUCCAAGGCCGCCACCUCUCCCGCCCGAUCGACAUCUUCCACCCGUCGAGAAGUCGCGAGCUGUCCGCCCAGCAAAAGCCGCCAAGCGGGGAUAUGAGCCCGACCGGCGAAGCGGAGAAGUGCAAGGUACAG
Mesorhabditis spiculigera is the source of this 1014-nucleotide messenger RNA. Lineage: Eukaryota; Metazoa; Nematoda; Chromadorea; Rhabditida; Rhabditidae. The record is from the annotation of a GenBank genome assembly.